This is a messenger RNA of Peromyscus californicus insignis, 7987 nucleotides long. RefSeq names its product 60S ribosomal protein L39-like. Gene Ontology annotation, cellular component: cytosolic large ribosomal subunit; ribosome. The coding region runs from base 3539 to 3694 and encodes 51 amino acids. Gene Ontology annotation, molecular function: structural constituent of ribosome. Gene Ontology annotation, biological process: translation. The transcript has a single exon. The record is from RefSeq and is a predicted model, not a curated record. NCBI's taxonomy places the organism in Eukaryota, Metazoa, Chordata, Mammalia, Rodentia, Cricetidae.
CCUCCCCCGGGACGGCUCGGAGCCCGCUCCGCCGCGUGUGCUCCUCGGCCGCCGCCCGCUGGGCCGGCGCCGCUCAGAGCUCCGGGGACCCUACUCUUUUCUUGUUCCCUCUUCUUGUCGCUGGACCGCGAGAGUGGCUAGGCCGGUGAUGAGUCGGUUGCGUAAGUGGUAAAUGUGAGAAUCCGUGAAGAGCCUCCUUUAAAUUGUUCCCUUUUAAAAAUCCGGGGACAUAAGUUGCUGGCUUGAAGGGAAGUAGAGAAGAAUGAGUCCUGUAGUGACUACGGAUUGUGACUUACUAAGAUGUUAGUCAUUUUAAACCGUGGAGAGAAUUGGGAAGUGGCAGUUUUAUACUCAAAUUAUGAUGAAAGUUUCCCAAGGUGAGAAGAAAAAUAGUUUUAAAUAUGAAUGAACGCUUGUGUGUUCUAGAUUCAGUACAACUGACCAACACUUCAGAGAAUCACAGAAAAGAUCAAAAGUACUAGAAACUGGGUAUUAACAGUGGGGUGAAGAAAUGUUACUUUUAGUAAGGACUCCAGAACCCUGUUUUACAUGUAUGAAUGUUACAGAAUAAGGAUGUGUAACACUUGGGUUUUGUUUUUUAGGUUUUUUGUUUUGUUUUGUUUUAAGAAACUGAUUAAGAGUUGUUUAAUAGAGGCUCAUAGAGUUUCGGCGGACCAUUAACUUGCGUGGAAAGGAUAUUAAUAUAACUAACCUAUAAAAUUCUAACAUUUCCUUCAUUAUAAAUGUGAACCACACGUCGCAGUAUUUGUGACUGGCAUCAACACAAAUCACGGAGCUUAUUAUUUAAUAUAGAUAAGUGCAAUGUGUAUUUAAUAACUUUCACAGAAGAGGCUGUAAAAGGGAUUCGAGGGGGAGAGAAAGCGCAGACUCCUGCUGUAAUAGAAACAAGCUUAGUGAGUUUGUAAUGAGACCAAAUUCUAGAUCCUAAAAGUCUUAAGUCAUAGGUUGCUAGAUAAAUAACUUCUAGACAGAUUGUAACAAACGGUUCACUCUGAGUGGUAGAAAGCAGGCUGUAGUGAAAAUUUGAAGCCCUCGGAAAACUACAUUCCUUUUAGAAAUACCCCUCUGAAAGCCUACUAGUACACACCUUUGGAAUACUGUUGAAUUGUAAGGAGAAAGCUCCGAAUUCAUACUCUUGGGGCUAUGUGGUAAAUACUAUAUGCUUUUCUCUGUGAUAAGAAACUUUGGGGAGGGAGUGAAAAGUAUUUGCUACAUUUUGUUGCAGGGAGAGAAGAAAGCAUGCCUACUACAUUAUAAUUGUUAAUUGUAUGGUCGUUAAAAUUCUUCUGUUGUUAGGUCCAGGAUUAUUUUAUUUUAUUGUUUUAAAGAUUGUUUGCCAACUCCUUCAGGAACGUUUCUAGUCUUGUGUGUUUCCAUUCACUUAUUUUUGUGUCGCUGGGGAUGAAAUGCAGGGCCUUGCUACCGAAGCAAGUGUUCUACCAUCGAGCUGACAUCUUCAGCACAAAUGCUGUCUUUUGUGCAGCUUUCAAAAACAGUUUGUGAUUGCAUUUGGGGGUUUCUCCAAAGUGUACAUCAAUAGGCAUUAUGAUAGAAUUGCACGUGGAUUUUUCAAGGGAGAAAACUUCACAUUUCUACUCUGGAAAAUAAAAUGUGAGACUGCCUUGUUUGGCACAUUAGAACCUUUUUUGAUAUGGUAGUGUCAGUUUGAUAAAACCUUAAAAUAGUGGUUCGAAUUCCCUUAGAAUUGAGGUGCAAAGGCAUUUCAUUUGUAUUUGAUUGUUUUGAAAAGUGUUGCUGUGAUUGAGCUAAGUCUUUUUAAUUACCAAAUAUUAUGCCUAUGCUAUCUUGUUUAGAAACUUUGGACUACAAUGUUUCAAAAACAAAAUGGAAGGCUUCCAGAGUCAUAGCAAAUGUUCUUUAAUGUCUGGCAGUGUGAUAACAUCUUUGCAUGCAUGCAAAAUGCUGUUCUUUACUGGUUUCUUUAUGUCAUUUUACAUAUUUUGCAAUUUUAUUGGUGUCCUGAAUAAAGGAACAGUGGAUUUAAAAAAAAAAAACAAACCUCAAAAUAGUUUGCCUUAAAUAGAAUAUUCAUCAAGUUGGCAAUCUAGGUACAAAUGAACAUUGUUCAUAGUCCUGAACUGCAGCACACAUGUACUGAAAACCGUAACAGCAACAGCAACUUCCUAACUCAGGUGGUGCAUAGUUACUAACGCACUCACGUUUCAUUAGUGCUUUAGGCAAAUCCAGUUAACCAGAGUUUGGGAAAUGUAUUGCCCAUGGUUUGCCACACAGAACAAUUAUACUAAUGACUAAGAAAUGAGAAGGAGUUACCUACACCAUGUAAUUCAUGUAAGCUAAUGUACAGAGAAUUUAGAGCUGCCAAACCUUUGGUUCUUUUUAUCCUUAAGUCUUAGGAAAUGCCCGAGUCAAACUUCUUGAGACCCACACCAAAUUCAGCAGUAUUUCAGAAUACAAGGUUGAUGUAUAAGAGUGAAGUAUACUUGUAUACAGCAAUACUGGAUAAUCAGAAAGUGAAAUUAGCAGAACAGUUCCAUAGGCAGGGCAGUGGUGGCACAUGCCUUUAAUCCCAGUAUUUGGGAGGCAGAGGCAGGUGAUAUCUUUGAGUUUGAGGCCAGCAUGGUCUCCAGAUAGUUCUAGGAAAGCUAGGCCUACACAGAGAAACCCUGUCUCAAAAAAACUAAACUAAACUAAAAUUAAAAAUAAAAAAAAAAGAAAAUCAAAAAAACAAAAUAGUUCCACUUAGCAUAAGUAAUGAAACACUAAGAAAAAAAUAACAAAAAAAAACCUCAGUGUUACCAUAGGGAUGGAAAUACCUGGUGCAUUCUCAGAACAUCUUCACUCAAACAUGACUGUACCUGGAAGGGUAUUUUAUGUUGAUGGACUGAAAAUUUGCAUAUUCUUGUGAUUGAUCUACUUACCAGUGCAGUAUCAUAAAAAUAAACUGCCUGUUUUGUACCAGUUGAUAUAUGGGAAGUAAAGGGACCCAGGAUAGUCUCUCAAAGGUUAAAAAAACAAAGUUAGAGGACCCACCAUUUUUGGUUUCAAAUUUUAGUACAAAGCAGCAAUAAUCAAGAAAACUUGCUGCUGGGAUAAACAUAAGUAUAAAUCAUGGAAUGAAGUCAAAAGCCCAGAAAUCAUUUCAUUUUUGGUGAAUUAAGUCUUUGAUUCGGGGCCCCAUAAAAACAGGAAAUGGACAUUAGUCUCAGCAGUUGUGGUUCAGUUGGCUCCCCACAAAGAUUCUACACAAACAAAAGAAUGAACUUGUCUACUUGCACACAUUGCACAAAAUGAAAUCAGAAAAUUCUUAGAUGAAAACACAGUUAACAUUUGUGGCGGUGAAUUAUGCAGUCAUCUACUACAUAUGAUACUGAAAGCACAGCAACAGAAGAGCAGGUGCACUGGGAGUGGUCCGAACUUCAAAUGCACCUAAAGAAUGCCAAGAAAGUGAAGAACUAGACCAUCAAGAUGGUAAGAUGCGCUCCUCUUCUCCUUUCCUCCUCCAUCGUGCGGUGGGCUCCUGACUUGGCUUCUCACCAUGUCUUCUCAUAAGACUUUCAGAAUCAAGCGAUUCCUGGCCAAGAAACAAAAGCAAAAUCGUCCUAUUCCUCAGUGGAUUCGGAUGAAAACUGGUAACAAAAUAAGGUACAACUCCAAGAGAAGACACUGGAGGAGAACAAAGCCGGGUCUGUAAGGAUUCACACAAUGGCAAGACAGUUUAUACUGAAUUGUGGGUCACCAAGCAAUCCUACCACGUGGAGUUCAACAUUUUAACCUGAAGACUUGGUCGUGUUUUAAGUUGGGGGAGUAGUUUGUCCAGUAAUAAAAUGUAGAACCUUCCAAAAAAAAAAAAAAGAUGGUAAGGUGCUUGCUGCUGAGCCUGUGACCAGAGGGAUCCCACAUGGUAGAAGAAAAUUGACUCUCAAAAUUUGUUUCCUGAUUUACAUACACACACACCCCUGCACAAAAGUGAAACAGAACCCACAAAAUAGGAGAAAAUAUUCACGAACUAUGUAUCUGAAGAAACUCGAAUCCAGAACUUAUAAAAAAAAACUUAAAAGAUCAUCUAUGCCAAAUUUAAAAACAGGCGAAGGAUUUGGAGAAAGACAAAGAGCCAGAGAGAGAAUAAAUGACAAAUACAUGGAAUGAUGGUUAAUAUUAUUAGGGGAAUAAAAAUCAGAGCUACCAUGCAUUGUUACUGGGAUAAUGGAGAGCUACGGGUGAGAUAUUUAGUUGGAGGGGAUGAUAAUUUUAGGGAGGGCUGGAGAGAUGGCUCAGUGGUUGAGUACUUUCUGUGUAUCAUGAGGACCUGAGCGCAAAUCUCCAACAGUCUUGUUAAAACCAGGGUGUAAAGGACAAGUGCCAUGUGUGCCUAUGACCUAUGGAUUUGGGGAGGCAGGCAGGUUGCUGGGGCUUGCUGGCUGCCGGUGUAGCUCAGGAUUCAGUGAAUCAUGAAGCAGGGUAAUAAGGCAACGUGAUAGAACAGGAUGUCUUCCCCCUCUAGCGUCCAAGCUGCACACGGGCAUACCAUCACUCAACCUGUAUACAUCCACUGGGGACACACAGAGAAUAAAAGCUAAUAAUAUUUUUUUUCCUGAAACUAGUGUUAAUUACAAAAAAUUGAAUAUUUUGGAAAACAUGGAUUUAUUGAUGAGGACCUCACAAAAACAGCAAGUGAACAUUAGUUUUAGCACGAAGUAUUAGGGCAGUUUGGAUCCCUGCAAACAAAAGAAUAUACUUGUCCACAUGUUCACCAGACUCCUUAAAAGGGUGUUUAAUAGGUUAAAUAUAUCACAUUAAAGAUUUAAAAAAAUUAAUAAUGCUUCCUCCAUUUACCUUGGUCUUGGGCCCCUCAAAUAACCUCUUCUCUUCUUUUCUUAUUCUUUGAUCUCCUGAAAGCCAUUGAUUUUUCUUCAUUAGCAGAAAUUCCAGAGGACAUUUAUUUCUAGUUGUCUUAACCUCUAGACAAUGUACACGUGUGCCCGUGCACACCCACAUUCAGUAUGAGGGGGCAGGGGCAGAUCCAGUGAAAUAAAAAAGUAUUUACUUAGGAAUUGAUAGCUAUAUUAAAAUUCUCAAACUUCUUGAAACAUCUUGACUCAUGAUGUUGACCUGCUCCUAAUGAGUCACCCAGAAUAUGACUUUUAGUUUUCUUUUAAAUGGAAGUGAUUUGGAGUUUAAGUCAUACAUAGUUGAGCCAUGCAGCACAUUUCACAGCAUUUAUUUGUAGAGUUGAGAAAGUAUCUGUGGGCUUAUUUUUAAGUCUGGUGAAGACCUGAUGAGUUUUAUUAGAUUUGCUUACAGGAACAUGGAUGAGAAGUUAUUUACUGGAGCAUAGCCACUUUACCAGUGGCUAUACCACUGAAGAAAAUCUCUCUCUCUGUCUCAGCAACAUUAACUGCCUUUAGACCCUGAGUGUCUCCACCUGUUAGGUGGAGCCUCUGAGUGCCUUCCAAACCAUGACAGGAUGUGCCCAGUCUCAUGCAGGUAGUCAGAGGUGAUGUGAGCACAGAAUACAGAAGUUGUGGCAUCCUAACCCGUUCUCUGCCUGUUAAAUCUAUUUGCCCUCUUUUCAGUAAUGUCCUGAUGGCUGGAGGGAGUGAGGUAGAUGUCCCAGGCGUGGCUGAGCACACCAGUCACUUACUUUCAGCACUUUGAACAGUUACGAGUCUCUACAAUAACUGCUGCCUACCGUAAAAGAAGCUUCUCUGACCAGAGCUGACAGCAGCGCUAGUCUGUGGGCACAGUUAUUUAGAAGCCAGUUUGACAAGAACAUCACAUCCACUUAGCCCGGCCAGGGGGUGUGUGUGGGGGGGUGCCACCACCACUUCCAGCAGCUGCAACAGAAACCAAAAACAUAGUAGCUUCCCCAUUAGGCCUAUGACCUUCCCAGCCAUGAGCCUUCUACUAACUUUACAGUACCAAAGGUGAAUUUCCUCUGUGUAGAAGGCCUCAGUUUCAACCAGAAAGCAGUUUGUUGCCCCCAGAACAAACCUGCCACCAUUGCAGCAGUGGGUAAUCUUGCCUGGCCAGGCAGUAGUAUAGCAUGCAUGGUCCACAGCUGAGUAGGGAUGUUGACCAUUUUCUCUCAGCAGCCUGCAUGCCCCCUUCUGUUACUGUGAGGGCUAGCCAGACUGGAUGAACCAUCUUUUCCAGUUACAGCUUGAAUUGUUUAUCCUGUAACCACAACAUGCGAUAUCUUCAGCAGUAGGUCUUACCAUCUAGUUCUGUUGCAUUGUCAACAGCAGUGUUAAUUACUUGCAUUAUUUUGGGGGCCCUGAAGCCUUCUUGGCUAUAGGUAGAUAGCUAACCUCUGGGCAUUGGGAUUUUCACUCAACAACCUAUGGGUUCUGGGAGAAGCAUUAUUUAUCCACAUAGGGUAGUGCUAUUUAAACUCUUUCAAAUUUGCAUAUGUUGGUGGAGGGGUGUGUGGAGGCCAGGGGAGGGUAUUGGAUACCCUUCUAUAUCUCUACCUUACUGUCUUUGAGGCAGAGUCUUGCUGAACCUAGAAUUUGCGCUUUGGGGCUAAGCUAUAGCAGCCACCAAGCUCCUGUGAUCCUCCUGUCUCUACCUACCUUCAGUGCUGGGAUUAUAGGCAAACAGGGACUAUGUCUGGUUACGGAUGCAGCGAUCCAAACUCAGGUCCCCAUGUUGUACAGCAAGCUCUUAACUGCUGAGCCAUCUCUCCAGCCCCACCCCAUUUCUUAAUUUUAUUUUAAAAUUAGCUUACUGACUAUUAUGUUUCUUUACGGCUUUUCCAUGCAUGCUUAGUUUUGCUUGACCCUCUUCCACUUCUCUCCCAUCUCCCUGCUCUCCUUUCCAAUGAAAUGUUUCUACCUCCAGUAAUUCACCCUUCUACUUUUGUGUUAGCUGUUCUAGUGUGCCCCAUACCCUUUAAGGUUUAUCUUCCCCUCUCAUGGGUCUCUUUCUAGUUUACAUGUACUCCAACAUAAAUGCCCACACUAAAAUUAGAAGCUAGGAUCCAGUUAUGAGAGAGAAUAUAUGGUCUCUGUAGUUACCAAAAUCGUAGCAUAAUAUCAUUUUUAUAUUUCUCAGGUUUUAUCUGUGGGAGUGUCAAUGUUUAAGGUAAGGAUGGCUGGAAAACACUAAAAGGAAGAUCUGCAGCUCCCAAGACAGAAUUGUGACCUUUACAACAACAGUAAUAUAAAUGGGGUUUGGAUAGCCAAAUGACCAGUCGGAAGCCUGCAAAAGAAGUCGGGUUUCUCCUUUGCAUGAAGAACAGACCAGAGAAUAAAACGUUCAGGUUAGAGAUGGUGCAGCCUAAUGAUCUAAGCUCGAUCCCUGUGCCUCACAUUGUGGAAGGAGAGAACAGACUCCCACAUUUUGUCCUCUGACUUAUUCAGAAGUACCAUCGCAUAUUUGCAACCCCCCCCGCCCCACAGCAUGAGUAAAUAAUAAUAACAGCAAUAAUAAUAAUAAAAGCACAAGUUAGGCUGAACUGGGCAUUGCACACCUAUAAUUCCAGUACCUGAGUAGUAGAGGCAAGUGGAUCAGGAAUUCAUUGCCAGCCUCUGCUCCAUACUGUGGUUGAGGACAGUCUCAGCUUUAUGAAACCCUGUAGAAAAAUAUCUCAACAAGAGGAAAAAAUACUCAAGUUUAGUGUAGUUGCCAAGAAGCAGAAAUAGGAAAGCAGCAGAUAUAUCUGGAUCUAACGACAGAGGUGUGGGUGGAAUGAUCCUGAAUGGGGUGGACUGAGCAUAAACACACUCCUGAGGCAGGCUUGCAUGUGAGAAUGGGCUACCUUUAACAGCCAUGCUAACAGGUUAUCUGCUUUCCCUAUGCAAGAGGACGAUAAACAGCAGAUUCUCUUACAUCACUACUUAAGAGUUGUGCUCUAAGCAAUACCUCUUGCUCACCUCUGUCAUCCAUUUGAGCCGCAGAGCAGCAGCCAUGUGUGAGUGCAUCUCCAUCCACACUGGCCAGGCUGGUGUCUAGAUUGGCAGUGCCUGCUGGGAGCUCCUGGACC